Paramuricea clavata is the source of this 321-nucleotide messenger RNA. The record is from the annotation of a GenBank genome assembly. Lineage: Eukaryota; Metazoa; Cnidaria; Anthozoa; Malacalcyonacea; Plexauridae.
AUGCCAGAAAACGACGAUUGCCAAAAUAAUGAAGUCGAACACGUGGCGCCGCGUGUUGUUGUUGUUGUUGAAGACGAAGGCGCGGAAAGCAAUCAAAGCACCAUAAUUAUAGAUGAGAAUUGCCGUAAUUGCGAACGCUAUAGGGAAGAACUAAACAAUCUACUAAUUAUAGUAAACGAAAUGAAAAAGAAACAAGACGAGGACCGGGUAAAUAGCGAAUCUGAAAUGGCGAAAACCGACGCGAAGUUAAAAUCCCUUAUCGAGGACAAUAAUAAAAUGGCGGCGGAAAUACAAGCGUUAAAAAUCAAUGUUGAAGAAUAA